Molecule: messenger RNA, 1548 nt
Organism: Diplodia corticola
Lineage: Eukaryota; Fungi; Ascomycota; Dothideomycetes; Botryosphaeriales; Botryosphaeriaceae
Product: acyltransferase
Exons: 1
Coding region: 1-1548 (515 amino acids)
Biological process (GO): polysaccharide biosynthetic process
Cellular component (GO): membrane
Molecular function (GO): acyltransferase activity, transferring groups other than amino-acyl groups
Source: RefSeq, a predicted model, not a curated record
AUGCAUGAACAGGGAAAGCCUCCAUCCACCGCCUAUCUGGACGGUCUCCGCGGCAUCGCUGCCCUGGUUGUAUUCUCCUUCCACACGCUGUGGGCUUAUUGCGGCCUCGUCGAGUACGGCUACGGCGAUGGCGCGAAGAAUCGGCAUUUCAUCCAAUUGCCGUUUGUUCGGCUUUUCCAUGCCGGCCACGCCAUGGUGCCCGUCUUCUUCGUCGUCGGCGGCUACGUGAUGGCGCUGCGGCCGCUCCGCCGCAUCCGCUCGCGCGACGUGAAGAAGAUGCAUGUCCAUCUCGCCGGCUUCGUCUUCCGCAAGGCGGUGCGCCUCUACCUGCCCGCAGCCGUCAUGACCUUCGUCUCCAUGCUCACCCUCCACUUCGGCCUGUGGGAGUAUCCGCGCCGCUUCAUCGCGAACCCGCGCCUCUUCAACUACCCAGACAAGCACCCGCCGCGCGCGCCAACCCUGCCCGCCGAGCUCAGCCGCUGGCUCGGGGCCACCGCCGGCCUCGCCCGCAUCUUUAGCUACUACAACGACGGCUUCGUGCUCCCCUACUACAACCCCUACGACCCGCACCUCUGGUACCUCCCCUUCGAGAUGCGCUCCACCCUCGCCGUCGCCGCCACCCUCCUCGCCCUCUCCCGCUGCCGCCGCCCCGCCCUCCGCAUGGCCCUCGUCCUCGCCGCCAUGGUCCUCUGCUGCCGCCUCGACCGCUGGGAAUGCGCCCUCUUCCUCGCCGGCGCCCUGCUCGCCGACCUCGAAAUGUCUUUAAUUCCCACCCAACGCAAACACCCCACCACCACCACCACCACCACCACCCUCGCCGCCACCACCUUCCUCCUCCUCCUCCCAUCCCUCUACCUCCUCUCCACCCCCAACCUCCGCAUCCGCCACAACCCCCCACCCUCGGGCUACCCCUUCCUCGCCGCCGCCCUCGUGCCCCGCACCAUCACCGACCCCAAACGCUUCCUCCACGGCCUCGGCGCCGUCCUCCUCGUCGCCGCCGCCAUCGUCCUCUCCCGCACCGCCGCCACCGCCACCGUCGUCGCCGCCGCCGCUGCCAACAGAUUGGUCCGGUCGGCCGCGGCCCGCAGCUACCCCCUCUACCUCGUGCACGGGCCCGUGCUGCACGUCGUCGGGUUCGGCGUCGCGGCGAGGGCGUGGCGAGCGCUGGGUGUUGUUGAUGUCGACGUCCGUGGUGGAACUGGCGCCGUUGCGGUCGAGAAAGAUGCUUUCGGGGGCGAUGAGGAGCGGUGGCGGUGGUGGUGGUGGAGGUGGGCGGUCGGGGCGGGGGUGGGCAGUGCGGCGGCGUGGGGGGUGGCGUGGGUGGCGGCGGGGUUGUUUGAGAGGGUUGUUGGAAGGAGGGUGGCUGGUUGGGCGGCGGGGGUGGAGGGCAGGAUGAUGGAGGCGAUGGGGGUGGGGGGGAGGACGGAGAAAGAGGAGGGGGAGGAGGGGGAGGAGAUGGCAGUGGGGAGGGAGGAGGGGAGGGAUAGGGGGGAGGAGGGCCGGUACUGGGAGGGGUUGCCGAGGUGGGAGGGGAGGAGGAGCGAAUGA